This is a messenger RNA of Trichogramma pretiosum, 1445 nucleotides long. Its product is annotated as gastrula zinc finger protein XlCGF57.1-like. Bases 71 to 1381 code for a protein of 436 amino acids. The record is from RefSeq and is a predicted model, not a curated record. The transcript is spliced from 3 exons. NCBI's taxonomy places the organism in Eukaryota, Metazoa, Arthropoda, Insecta, Hymenoptera, Trichogrammatidae.
AAAUCCAAUUUGAAUGAGUUUCAAAUUAAUACGGUACAAUUAGUCGUAAACUAAACUCUUGGAGAAUAAGAUGGAAUCUAACGGUUUAUUCAACGGUGCCAUCAGAAUAAAGGAGGAACCUAUUGAGGUGUCGCUUACAGAAAAUAAUGAUUUUGAAACGAUUGACAAGGAACCCAAUAGGAAAAAUGUUCAGUCCUCCAGAUUUCGAGAUAAUUCUACCUGUAAGCUCCAAGAACGGGACAGAUAUUAUGAAUCUGAAUUGAAAGAUCUGGAAAUUGAAUUCGAGUGUAGAGACGAAAAGCCUCACAUAAACUUAUUAGUAGUAAAGGACGAUUAUUCUCAAAAUUACUUGCAAAACAUGAAAAAUAGUGAUGAUUAUAUGACUCAAAACAUCAUUAAAACAGAAUCCGUGGUUGUAAAAAAAGAAUUUUCCGACAUCGAUGAUGAAAAAUUGAAAAAAUUUGUUGAUGAUGGAUUCAGCAAACCAAACAGUACGAAAAAGAAAAUUGAUUUGGCCCACAACGGUGUUACACAUUCGUGUAAUGUAUGUGGAAAAACGUUUGGUUAUAAGACAAGUGUAAAACAUCACAUAGAUACAAUUCAUAAAGGUAUUAACUACGCUUGUGAUGUAUGUGGAUCAAAAUUCAAAAGUAAAAGUUAUCUUAGAAUCCACAUCAAUGCGAUGCAUAAUGGUAAUAUCUAUGCAUGCGAUACGUGCGGCAAGAAUUAUGUAACGAAGGGUAAUCUCCAACUUCACAUUGAUUCAAUGCACAAUGGCAUCACAUUUGCAUGUGAAAUAUGUGGAAUGACUUUCUCAACUAAAGGAAAUCUCCAAUGUCACAUCACAUCGAAGCAUAAAGGCAUCACCCACACAUGUGACAAAUGCGGGAAAAAAAUUGCAAAAAAACACGAUCUAAAAAUCCACAUUGAUGCGGUGCAUAAUGGUAUCAAACUUACAUGUGAAGUAUGUGGAAAAACGUUCUCAACUAAAGGGAAUCUCCAAUUUCACAUCACGACGAAGCAUAAAGGUAUCACCCCCCACGUAUGUGACAAAUGCGGGAAAAAAUUUACACAAAAGUGUCGCCUCAAAAAUCACAUUGAUGUCGUGCAUAAUGGUAUCAAACUUACAUGUGAAGUAUGUGGAAAAACGUUCGCAACUAAAUGGGGUCUCCAAUUACACACCACGUCGAAGCAUAAAGGCAUCACCCACAUAUGUGACAAAUGCGGGAAAAAAUAUACGCAAAAGUCUCGCCUCAAAAAUCACAUUGAUGUCGUGCAUAAUGGUAACAAACUGAAAUGUGAAGUAUGUGGAAAGAAAUUUACACGAAAACAUAAUUUAAGAGCCCACAUGCGUAAUAUGCACGUAAUAUGCAGUCGGUAAAAUGCGACAACAGAACGGCAAUCUGAAAGCUCAGAGUCAUGUUCAGAUUUCGGAAUGAUAAAUA